Messenger RNA from Musa acuminata AAA Group (dessert banana), 3177 nucleotides. RefSeq names its product protein TOPLESS-RELATED PROTEIN 2-like. Gene Ontology annotation, molecular function: protein binding. The record is from RefSeq and is a predicted model, not a curated record. Gene Ontology annotation, biological process: regulation of DNA-templated transcription. The coding region runs from base 1 to 3177 and encodes 1058 amino acids. NCBI's taxonomy places the organism in Eukaryota, Viridiplantae, Streptophyta, Magnoliopsida, Zingiberales, Musaceae. The transcript has 23 exons.
AUGACAGCCUUGAAAGAGGAACUGAUUUUUCUGAUACUGCAGUACUUGAAUGAAAAGAAGUACAAGGAAGCAGUUCACAAGUUGGAACAAGAGUCAGGCUGCUACUUCAACAUGAAAUAUUUCGGGGAUCUGGUUCAGGAAGGGAACUGGGAUGAAGCUGAAAAGUACCUUGGUAGUUUCACCAAGCUCGAAGAUAAUCGGCAUUCUGUGAAAAUUUACUUUGAGAUCAGGAAGCAGAAGUACCUGGAAGCACUUGACAUGUCAGAUAGAGGGAAAGCCAUCGAUAUACUUAGGAAGGAUCUCAAGGUUUUUGCUUCCUUCAAUGAGGAGCUUUACAAGGAGAUGGUUCAGCUGCUUGCUUUGGAGAAUUUCAGGCAAAACCAGCAGCUUUCCAAGUACGGUGACGUAAAAUCUGCGAGAAAUAACAUGUGGGUGGAGCUGAAGAAGCUCUUCGAAGCUAAUCCUGUGUUUCGUGAUAAGCUAAAGUUUCCACCUUGCGAAUCUCGGCUCGAGUCUUUAAUCAAGCAAAGUCUGCGUUGGCAGCACCAACAGUGCCCGAAUCCACGGCCCAGCCCAACUUUCCACACGCUUUAUACUGAUCACACAUGUCCUACUGACGGAGCCCGUGGACCCGCCCCAAGAAAUGUCCAGCUCAUGGGGCCGCCUAAUCCUAGAGCUGAAACAUUGCCUCCCAUGGAUUCUCAUAGUCCACUCCCAUUGGUUGUCUCUCCGUCUGCAAGUGCCACUCAGAGAUGGAUGGCAAUUGCUAACCCACCAUUACCGCAUGAUGCUGCUGCUGCUGCUGCGCAAGUCCCUUCAGGUCUGCUUCAGCCUCAAAGUGCAGCUGCUUUCUUUAAGCACCCAAGGACUCCGACAAAUGCUCCUCCUGGUGGGGGGGAUAACCAAACCGUGGAGUCUGAACGCGUGUGGAAGAGAUUACGCACGGCCCAAACAGAUGAGGCGUCCUUCUCCGGUGCAAGUCAUCCGCCCAAUAUUCGCCCUCAAGAUGAUAUUCCGAAAACUGUGGUGCGGACUCUUAACCAGGGUUCGAAUGUCAUGAGUUUGGAUUUCCACCCGAUCCACCAAACAAUUCUUCUAGUUGGAACAAAUGUUGGUGACGUUGACAUAUGGGAAGUCGGGUCUAAAGAGAGGAUAGCGCACAAGACCUUCAAGGUUUGGGAUAUGGGAUCUUGUUCUAUGCCUCUGCAGUCGUCGCUCGUUAAAGAUGCUACCAUAUCUGUCAACAGAUGCCUAUGGAGCCCGGAUGGUUCUAUUCUCGGUGUAGCGUUUUCAAAGCAUCUUGUUCAGACAUAUGCUUUCAGCUUAAAUGCUGAGUUGGGACAACUGUUGGAGAUCGAUGCUCAUGUGGGUAGUGUUAAUGAUAUUGCCUUCUCCCAUCCCGACAAGAGCUUAUCCAUAGUCACAUGCGGUGAAGACAAGACGAUUAAAGUAUGGGAUGCUACCACAGGGCAGAAGCGGUACACCUUCGAGGGCCACGACGCACCUGUUUAUUCUGUGUGCGCUCGCCAUAUUGAGUCCAUCGAGUUUAUAUUCUCGACGGGUAGUGAUGGGAAAAUCAAAGCAUGGUUCUACGAUGGUUCGGGUCCCAAAGUCGAGUAUGACGCUCCCGGUCACGGGUGCACGACGAUGGCUUAUGGUGCAAAUGGGACAAGGCUUUUCUCUUGUGGGACCAGCAAAGACGGUGAAACUCAUCUGGUCGAGUGGAAUGAAACCAACGGCAGAAUCAAGACGACGUAUUCGGGGUUCAGAAACCGGCCAUUCGGAGUUGUCCAGUUCGAUACGUCUAGGAACCUCUUGGCAGCCGGAGAUGAAAAUCUGAUAAAGUUUUGGGAUAUGGACCGUGCUUAUAUGCUAACAUCUACUGAUGCAGAUGGUGGAUUGCCUGCAAGCCCUCGUUUGAGACUCAACGGAGAAGGUUCACUGCUUGCGGUGGCAACAAGCGACGAUGGAAUUAAGAUCCUAGCAAACACAGACGGGAAAAGGUCGUUAACGACGAGGGAGAAGAGGCCAUCUGAGGAGGCCACGGUGGACGGUACGACGGCCGCUGAUGUCAAGCUAAGAAUUCCAGGAGAUACCGGAUGGAAGUCAUCCGACAUUGUUGACUCCGCUCGUCUCAGAGCCUUGCGGUUGCCGGAUUCCACGACGGCAAGCGAGGUGGUGCAGUUGUUAUACACCAACUCCGGGAUAGCCGUGCUGGGUCUAGGCUCCAAUGGCGUCCAUAAGCUGUGGACGUGGGCACGUGUCGACCACAAUCCAUCCGGCAAGUCGAAUGCAUCUGUGGCUCCUCGGCUGUGGCAACCAUCGAAUGGUGCCGUCAUGAUCAAUGACACGACCGGAGCUAAUCCAGAAGAAGGAACUUCCUGUAUGGCUUUGUCAAACAAUGACUCCUACGUUAUAUCUGCGUCCGGCGGCAAUGUUUCUUUGUUCAGUUUGGUGGCGUCCAAGCUGAUGACGACCUUAUUGUCGCCUCCACCUGUGCCGACCUUUCUAGCAUUUCAUCCUCAAAAUAACAAUAUGAUAGCCAUCGGAACCGAGGAUUCUAGUAUUCUAAUAUACAAUGCGCAAACCGCGACGGUCACGGCCGAUCUCAAGGGUCACCAGAAAAAAAUCACUGGCCUUGCAUUUUCCCGGUCACUAGAUGUGCUGCUCUCUUCCGGAGCCGAUGCUCAGCUAUGCAUGUGGAGUAUCGAUGGAUGGGAGAAGAAGAUGUCACGAUUUAUCCAGGCACCAGCUUCCCACGCAGCAGCAGCAGCAGCAGCAGCCCCUUUAGAUGGGGACACCAAAGUUCAGUUCCACAAGAAUCAUCCACAUCUCUUGGUCGUCCACGCGAGCCAACUAUCCAUCUACGACAGCAAGCUGGAGUGCAUGCAUUCGUGGUCUCCUAGAGAUGCGCUUGCUGCAUCGAUUUCGAGUGCAACAUAUUCUUGCGAUGGUUUGUUGGUACAUGCUGGAUUCAGGGACGGGGCUGUCGGAAUUUUCGAAGCGGACGGCCGUGAAGCUGCUGUCGUAUAUCCUGUGGUGAUCGCUGCCCACCCAUCCGCACCAAACCAGAUAGCACUGGGAAUGAGCGAUGGCGCCGUUCAUGUGCUGGAGCCCUCGGAUGCUGUGCCUCCCAAGGAAAAAGCCGCUCUCCCAUCCAUCCGUCUCCAAUCCUAA